This is a messenger RNA of Sarcophilus harrisii (Tasmanian devil), 2801 nucleotides long. RefSeq names its product zinc finger protein 706 (gene ZNF706). The record is from RefSeq and is a predicted model, not a curated record. Lineage: Eukaryota; Metazoa; Chordata; Mammalia; Dasyuromorphia; Dasyuridae. The coding region runs from base 355 to 585 and encodes 76 amino acids. The transcript is spliced from 4 exons.
CCGGCGCGGGGGAAACCGGGAGAGCAGCCGCCGCCGCCGCCGCCGCAGCAGCAGCCGGGAAGCGUGGGCGGGCGUGCGCGCGCGCGUGUGCACGCGGCGCCGUGGGGUCUCGCUCUUCCUAUUGAGGCGGGCAGGCGCGUGCGCGCGAUAGGCGUGAGGCGCGGACUGUUGUAGCUCGCUCUCUCCUCUCCCGGGCAGGCGGGCGGCGGCGGCGGCUGCGGAGGCCGUGCGGGAGCGCUCAGUCUCUCUCUGAGUCCCUCCUCCCUCCCUUCCCCGCCCUCCCUCCCUCCCCGCCCCCGAGCACCCUCGCCCUGCGCGGCGGCGCCUCACACGCCGGACUGUCCCAGCCCCGAUAUGGCUCGUGGACAGCAGAAGAUUCAGUCUCAGCAGAAAAAUGCCAAAAAACAAGCUGGACAGAAAAAGAAACAAGGACAUGAUCAGAAGGCUGCUGCUAAGGCUGCCUUGAUAUAUACCUGCACUGUCUGUAGGACACAAAUGCCGGACCCCAAGACCUUCAAACAGCACUUUGAGAGCAAACAUCCUAAGACUCCACUUCCUCCAGAAUUGGCUGAUGUUCAGGCAUAAAGUUGUUUACAGGUGAAUUCAUGGCACCUAUUGACUCUUCUACUAUCUCAGACCUUAGGUAACAAACCUGCAGCUGCUUUUCUAACAAACUGUUGAUCAGCAAAAAUAAGGGGGCUACAGAAACACUCAUUUUUAUGCUGUUCCCUUUUGGGCUUCAUGCAAAGACAAUUCUGUGUAAAUGUACAGUUGGGCCCUGAUUGGAAAUCCUGAAAAUCAGUCCAUCCUUGUUAUGAAAAUUUUUUUACAAUUGUAAUUAUAUUGAUGUUCAUAUUGUGUAAAAUAACUCAUUUAAUAAAGUAGUACUUUGAUUUUACAACAUCACAGGAUAAAUGCUUGUAGAAGUUCUGUUCCACUUUUACGCAUCUGCCUUAAAAUCUAAUGAAGACAUCAGCUAAAAUUGCAAAUGCUUUGUCUCUGCCCCCUUUAUCAUUGUUUGUUGGUUAUUCAAACUAAAGCAGACUCAUUCAAUACAUGUGUUCAUGUAUUCCUAGUGUAUUAUGUUAGCUAAAACAGCUAAUGAAACAAGAAGCAUUGAUAAACUGCUGUCAUCAUAAAUUUGAUAUUAUAAUUUGUCAAUUUGUUUAGUAAAUUCUUUUUUUUUUUUUUGAGAAUUAUGUGCCUGCCAUUCCCCUUUCUUCAGUUGUACCUGUAUUGGGUAUAUCAAUUCUGAAAACAACUUGGGACAGUUCUGAGAAAGGAAUUUUAGAUUUGACAAAAUAAUCCUCUUCUUGCUGGCCCUGAAUUGGAUAUAAAUUAAAUUAUUGAUUAAAGAACAAUUUACAAGUAUUUGGUAAAUGAUUGAAAGAACCGAGUUUUCCUUAUGAAAAAUAAGGUUCCAAAGUAUGUGUUUGCCAUAAGGAAAGACGUGAAAAAUUAUUUAAUCAUUUUGUGUAAGAUUAAGCUUGAAAAAUUUAUAACUGUAAACUGGUCUGUCUUCAUUCUAUAAUAAUGUAAAUCUCUUUCAGAAUUAUUCUAGAUAGUUUUAAAUCGAAGGUUAAGCUUCUGAAAAAAAUGUUUUAAAUAUUUGCCAAAAUAAUGAAUGGAAAAUAAAUUGGUUUGAGCCAGUUUUGUAAUUAGUAAAUGUCAUUAACAGAAAGGAUGGAAUGGCAUAGCUGAGUAUCCACUUAUUGCCUUUAAGGGUCUAUUUUGGUCUUAUUUUUAAACUCUUAAAGGCCAUGUACAUUGAAUUUGAGUUGAGUCUUAGAACAGCUUUACCCCCCAUCCCCCCCACAGACUUGUUACAUAGGUAUGUUAAAGGUAUUUGUGAAGAAAAGGAUUCAAAUGAAGUUAAAUCUUGUCAGGUGAAGACUCUGUUUAGAAAUUGAUUCUCAACAAUUUAAUUUCAUCAGAACUACAAAAUUAAGUUUAAUAAUGUCCAUUUUAACUGAUUUGAUUUUUUAAAAAAAAUGAUAGGAAGAACAGUAUUCAAAUAUAUAUUUAGGAGUAGUAGCACACACUUGUAGCCAGAUUUUAUGGACACCAGAUUCUAUCCUUUAAUUGUUACUCCAGAUUCUUCCUAUGGUUUUGCAUCAUCUAUUACAUUGUAUGUAUUAUUACUGUUUAAAAUGAGAUUUUAAGAGAAAGCUCUAAUGACCUGAUGCAAAGUUUGUAAGAAAAUUCUUAUUGUUUAUCUGACCAAAAGAAAAUCUUUUAGUACCCUAUUCCAUUCCCUAAAUGUUACAUGACUAUUGAUUAUAUGGUAUCUUAUUUACUUACCAGAAUGCUAGAAUUCUGCCAUUUUUCAUGUGUUGGGUAUUAUUCUGGUUAAUUUCAGUUACAAGGAAGUAUUCUGAGCAUAUAUGUUUUUUCAAUGUUUAGUUUUUCAUUUAAAAAUGGUUAUCUUUGAAUUUAAGUUUCUCUUUCAGUUGCCUUACUAAUUGUGUAAUUUUUUAAUAAAAGGUUUUUAUGUUUGUAUUCAGUUCGUUAUGGAAAGCUAAAGAACCACAUCUAAAGCUGUAUCGCAGUGACAGGAAUAAUAGUUGCAUUUAUCUUGCAUAAAACCUUUAAUUCUCAGACCUAAUAUGUGAAUUGUUCUAUCAACUACUACUAUUUUUUUUUUUUUUUUUUUGGUUGUUGUGUGUGAAUUAAAUUUUCAGUAGGGGAAAAUCUUAAAAUUUCAGAGCCCUAAUUAAAUAUUUUUGUAAUUUGAAGAUUCUAUAACAGAACUAAUUGUUAUGAUGUCUUCAAAAAACCUAAUAAAAUAUAUUAAGGGAGGA